AUGACAUUCGUGGACGAGCCGCAGACCGGUCCCAGUGGCACGUGGGACGCGACGGCGUCAGAGGACGGCGACUUGCUGCUGUCACUGUCUGAUGCUGGGGGGCCGCUCACCAGCGGCGAGCCCACAGAGGAGGAGGACAACCCCUACACCGAGGAGGACGCCUCUGCCCACGGCCGCCCGCCCGAGGCGCCGCCAUCCGAGGCCGGCAGCGCGCUGCUGGAGGAGCUGCUGGCGGACGCGGCCGCCGGCGCCCCCGUGACGCUGGAGCGGCUGGAGGGCAUCUUCCCCUUCCCCCUCGACAGCUUCCAGCGCAAGUCAGUCGCGGCCCUGCUGGAGGGCAAGAGCGUCGUCGUCUGCGCCCCCACGGGCGCCGGCAAGACGGCGAUCGCGGAGGCGGCGGCGGCGGCGGUGCUGGCGCGGGGUCAGCGCGUGAUCUACACGACGCCCCUCAAGGCGCUGAGUAAUCAGAAGCUGCAGGAGGCGCGCGCGCGGUUCGGGACGGGGCGCUGCGGCCUGCAGACGGGCGACCUGUCCCUGAACCCUGACGGCUCCAUCGUGGUCAUGACCACAGAGAUCCUGCGCAACAUCAUGUACAGGACGGCAGAGACGGCCGGACGUGAGCGGCGGCAGGACAAGGGGGCUGGGCGCAGUGGGCAACGGCCGGGGGGCAUCUGGUGCCUCCAGUGGUGGCGCCACGCGUGCUGA
Messenger RNA from Monoraphidium neglectum, 705 nucleotides. Its product is annotated as DEAD/DEAH-box helicase. Gene Ontology annotation, cellular component: Ski complex. Gene Ontology annotation, biological process: nuclear-transcribed mRNA catabolic process, 3'-5' exonucleolytic nonsense-mediated decay. Lineage: Eukaryota; Viridiplantae; Chlorophyta; Chlorophyceae; Sphaeropleales; Selenastraceae. Gene Ontology annotation, molecular function: RNA helicase activity; nucleic acid binding; ATP binding. The record is from RefSeq and is a predicted model, not a curated record. Bases 1 to 705 code for a protein of 234 amino acids. The transcript has 4 exons.